AUGGCCAUGGAGGCAUUUGCAGUCCCAGACGAUGUCGAGCUUACGCUUGAUCUAAGAUAUAGAACGGUGAUAAUUGAAAUUGAUGACCAAUUAGUGAAUUCUUGGCAUAAGGCAGUGGACCUCAUGGAUCAUUAUAAACACUCUAGAGCUUCACGUGGAUUCCAUGCUACCGGCGUGAAGAGGAUGUCAGGGCACGGCCAUGAUGAGCCAUACUACCUCCACGCCAAGCACAUGUACAACUUGCACAGGAUGAAGCAUCAGAAGCUGACUGCAUGGACUUCAGUGCUGGGAGCCGCUGUGGAGAAACCCUGCAGUGUGAUCCAAUUCUUGUUUGCGUUCCUCUUGGCACCUGUUGACGCCUCUUUUGCACUUUGCAUCUCUUUAUAUGCUGUCAGAUAA
Messenger RNA from Triticum turgidum subsp. durum (durum wheat), 399 nucleotides. Lineage: Eukaryota; Viridiplantae; Streptophyta; Magnoliopsida; Poales; Poaceae. The record is from the annotation of a GenBank genome assembly.